GUUCCUCUUCCCCCUGAGCCGCUGGGAGGGGAGCGCCAGAGGCCACGGCAGGUCCUCGGAGGGUUGCCCGCGUCCAGGUUGCCUGAAUGGAGGGCGCCCUGGCGUGGGUGUUGUCGCUGCCGCCGCUGCCGCCGCUGCCGCUGCUGCUGCUGCUGCUGCAGGACCCAGGCAGCCAGGGACUUUGGUGCAAUGUUACCUCGGGGGAUGUGGACUGGACCAGGGAGUUCAAGGCCGAGUGCCUGAACUUCAGUGGCCAAGGUGUGAGCCUGCCCCGGAACCAGUCUCUGCGGGCCAGCAACCUGCUGCUCCUCGAUCUGUCUGGGAACAGCCUGGGAGAGCUGCCGCUGACCUUCUUCACCGACCUGAAGAAACUGCAGGUCCUGGACGUCACAGACAACCGGCUGGACCGCGUGGACGGGGCGCUGGCUACACUCUGUGUGGACUUGAGGGCCGACUGUAGUUGCGUCCUGGCUCCCUGGCAUGAGGUCUGGCGAGACAACUGCUCUGGCCACCUGCCCAUGCCGUGCCUGGACACAGCCACCAGUGGCUGGCACAACCUCUCCACCUUCCUGGAGGUCAGCUGUGCCCCCGGUCUGGCCCCCACAACCAUUGGGGCCAUGGUGGCCGGCGGAUGCCUGUUUCUUGGACUUGCCAUCGCGGGCGCAGUGCUAGCCUGGAGACUCUGUGGACGCAGAGCGGCCAGAAGCCAGGACUUGGGCAAAGCCUCGGUGGCUCAGGACGGUCCCAGGCCCAGCUCAGGCUUGCAGCCACGGUACAGCAAUCGGGACCGAGGCUCCAAGCCCCGAGUGGCCACCCCACGCCGCCCCUCCACACCCGACUAUGAGAACAUGUUUGUGGGUGAGAAAGCUGCCCAGCACCGGCGGGACAAUCAUGGAGCUCACCCUUCAGAGGACAAUGACCUCUACAUGAACUACAAGGGUGUCGACGUGGACUGGGCGCCUGUCUACUGCAACCUGCAGUCACUGGGCCGGGCCCCGCUGGAUGAAGAGGAGUACGUGGUUCCUGGGCGCUGAGCUUGUGAUGUCCCGAUGUCUGCUAGACCCCCUCCCAGUCCCUGCCUUGGGGCACACCAACUCUUCUCUGGCCUCAGUCUCCUUAUCUGAGGAAUGGGGACAGGAAAGGACUGUCCUUGAGGCCCCAGGAGGCUCUACAACCCCCUUCUCUGCCCCCACUCUGCUCCUCAGACCUGUCAGCUGCGAGAGGAGGAAGAGGAGAGAUCUCUGACUAGGGGACUGGAAGGUCAGUGUGUGAACUGCAUCGUCAUCUUCCUGUUGGUGUGCAGGUGGUGCUCAAUAAAUGCUUUGGGGCUGAUGAGGCUGCUGGUGCAGGCUCAGUGGGUUCCUCCUGGGCUCCCAA
Molecule: messenger RNA, 1377 nt
Organism: Lemur catta (Ring-tailed lemur)
Lineage: Eukaryota; Metazoa; Chordata; Mammalia; Primates; Lemuridae
Gene: LRRC25
Product: leucine rich repeat containing 25
Exons: 3
Coding region: 87-1034 (315 amino acids)
Source: RefSeq, a predicted model, not a curated record